Pelobates fuscus (common spadefoot toad) is the source of this 519-nucleotide messenger RNA. Its product is annotated as transmembrane and death domain protein 1-like. The coding region runs from base 1 to 504 and encodes 167 amino acids. The record is from RefSeq and is a predicted model, not a curated record. The transcript has 4 exons. NCBI's taxonomy places the organism in Eukaryota, Metazoa, Chordata, Amphibia, Anura, Pelobatidae.
AUGUGGGUGCCCAUACCAAAUUCUGAAGCUGUGACCAAGGAGCAAUGUUUGGCAACAUUACAGAAAUGGUUUGAUGAAAAAGGGGAAUCAGUCUAUUGGGACCGGAUCUCUACUAUUUUAUAUCAAGUGGGACGACCUGAUGUUUCUAAAGAACUUGGAAGAAAUCUCAAUCAGGACAAAAUUCUGGAGAUUGAGAAGAACGCUGAUGAAUAUAAGCAAAAAAUGCUGGAUUCAUCUCUGCUUCUUCCGAAUGAAGAAUUUUCUGAAAUCGAUGCCAGGCAGAGAGAUGUUUUCAACUUUGAGGAUAUGGAUUGGGAUCUCAUUAUUGAAAGAAAGCCACGCCCACCUUACCAGCGAGCGCUUACCGAGUGGUGCUGGUACAUGUUAUAUGGUGUUAUUAUUGGAUUCCUGGGAGGAGCUGUAAUGGUGGUCAUGAUCUAUCUAUUGCUCUUCAGGGUUUUAAAGAUUGAUGGAAGAGAGAGAGAUUUUUACAAGAUUGUCUGAUAAUACAUGUCUGCA